AUGUACAAAUACGAAUCACACGAACUCGGUGCGUCGCGGACUAUCUACGGUUGCCGGGUGACGGAUCGAUCGCCACCGGAACGGUCCGCGGUCCACCGGACUGGAUUUGCGUUGAUUCCCGGUACGCACACCGCCUGCCCCGGGUAUGCGGAUGGUCAUAAUCUGUCGCCUCGCCGCGCGACGCCGGAAGACGUGUUCUUCUAUCAACGCUAUCAUCAACAGCAGCAGCAGCAACAGCAACAAUUUGUGCCACACUUUGGCCACUCGCUGGGUACGCGAGUGCCCGACGCCGGUGGGGUAACGCUGGCCGACACUGGACCUUUGGCACCCUUCAGUACGCCAAUCUACACCCAGCAUAUGACCCUCCGGCCUGGCGCCAGCACGAGCGCACCCGAAGACGAUCAAGGCUAUGUCGAUCGCUGUUGCAACGCGGACACGGUCGGUCACUGUGGCUCCGAAGGCUUCGUACGCUGCCAACCGUACGGCAUCGGUGAGAAAUCGGUAGACAUAGUCCCGCCGGACGGGACGUUUGCAAACACGAUUGUCUACCCGGGUUACGCAAGCAGUGGCGAUCCGAGUGGCUUUUGCGAUCUUGAGCCGACGAAAACCGGGACAACCAGCAGCACCAGCAGUGCCGUCAGCACCCGAAGUGGCAACAGCUGCACCAACAGCCCAUCGCCCGAGGAUUUCCUCGCCGAUGUUUUCCCGUUUUCCUGUGACGGCCAUCGCACACACCCGCAUAGCACAUCGCCGAGACCAAAACGAUCCAACGCAGAUCCUCUUACCGUCGACGACAGCAGUCAAUUACAGCAACAGACGUUACACUCCGGAGAAACAGCUGUAAACUAUCCUUCACCCGCCAAAAAUAACACCAACACACCUGCCGCGCAGGCAAACCGCAUGUUACCAGCAGAGCAGCCACCGAAUCCCCAACAUUCAAAGAAAUCACGGACGGCCGAGGGAGCCAGCAGCGCUGCCAUCAACAAUCGUAAGGCCCGCACCGCUUUCACGAAAGCUCAGAUCAAAGCCCUGGAGGCUGAAUUUGCUCACUCGCAGUAUCUCACUCGCCUGCGCCGUUACGAGAUCGCAGUCGCCCUCAUCCUCAGCGAGCGGCAGGUGAAGGUGUGGUUCCAAAAUCGACGCAUGAAAAUGAAAAGGAUGUGCAUUUCCUGAGGCAAUCCCGGUGAUAUUAUCAAUCGUUGAAGAAGUUUGGAAACGCGCUGCAAAU
Molecule: messenger RNA, 1228 nt
Organism: Anopheles coustani
Lineage: Eukaryota; Metazoa; Arthropoda; Insecta; Diptera; Culicidae
Gene: btn
Product: homeobox protein Hox-A5
Exons: 3
Coding region: 1-1173 (390 amino acids)
Biological process (GO): regulation of transcription by RNA polymerase II; anterior/posterior pattern specification
Cellular component (GO): nucleus
Molecular function (GO): RNA polymerase II cis-regulatory region sequence-specific DNA binding; DNA-binding transcription factor activity, RNA polymerase II-specific
Source: RefSeq, a predicted model, not a curated record